GAAAAGAGAAAUGACUUAUGACGUUAUGUAUAGUUUUACGUUAACGUACGUUCCGUUUGACGCUAAAAUUAAUUACUAUGACGUUGUGUUUUACGCUAGUUUCGUAGAAACCCACAAAUAACAGGAAGACCUUUUUCGGCCGGAUGUCUCUAGAGGUUUGGAUUGAGCACUUCAAGUAAUUAAUCAUGCAGCAAGAUAAUACGUUGCCGUCUUUGGAGACCACCCAAACAGCGCUAGAUCAAAUUGAGGAACUCAGGGGGAAAAUUCAUCUUAAAGAAAGAGAUGCAAAGGCGUGUUAUGAAAGUGCAGAAACCAGGAAAAUAUACUAUGAGAGACUGAUUGCCAAACUAAGAUCCGAAAACAAAAACAAGAGAGUGCAGUUAGCCAAGAGUAUCAAUGGAGACGAAGAAGUAAUCAGAACAGUGUUUAACAACAGAAGAGAGGAACUGUUGUCCAUGCAGAGAUGCACAGUUGAAGAAGCGAUUAAGACCAUGGACCAGAAGGUCUGUGAAGCUAGUAAGCGCCUCAACAAUCUGCUGUACCAGAAGGCGGACCGAGAGGAGAGAUACCAGGAUAUGCAGACCCGGCUCGAUAGGAUGAUGCAGAUAGACGCACAGGACUAUGAUUUCGAAAGGAAAAGAGAAAUUCGAAGGCUGCAAAACGAAAUGGAUAAAGCCAGAAUUAAAUACGAAGCUGCCAGAAACAUCACCAAACGGUAUCAGGAAAUCAUGCGCUACAUGGAAGAGGAGUGUCGCCUUUACCCGGCGCGUCUGGACACCAUGGAGUCGGCAGUGGUUCAGGCCCGGCAGGAAAUCUCCGUCUUACGGCGAAUGAACAAAAAAGCUGUUAACAGCAAAGAGGAAGCAAAGAAAGAGCUUCAUUUCAUGGAGAGAGACAUGUACCAAGCAAAACGUGCACGAGACGCCACGCUGAACGAAACCAAAAAGGAAGUGGAACGGCGGAGAGAACCGGUGGUGGAAAGGGUGGAAAAGAGGGCGAAAGUAAAUAUCAUCAUGGAAAAUACGGAUGCAAAAGCAGCUAAGCUUCAGACAGAAAAGUUUGAGAGGCAGGAACAGCUGUUAACACUUACCGAGGGAUUCGAGAAAAUCAAAAGCGCCAUCAAUGUGUCAGACAUGGAGGACAUUGUGUUCAGAGUAACAAACCAGGAAUCCACACACGAACGAUUGCUUCAACAGAAGAAAGAGAAAGAGCAAGCAAAACUCAGACUUCAGGAGGAACGCGAGAAGCUCGUGAAAAUCUUUGAAGAGAUGAAGUUCACAAGUCAGCGCCAACUUGCAAAAGGUAGAAAGAUGGUGGAUGACAUGCACGAGUUCGUAGCAAAAGAUGAGACGAAAUGUGCAGAGGCUGUAAAAGAAAUGCAGGAAAACGAGAAGUUACUGAUAGACCUACAGUUCGGGAUUGCCACACUUUAUGAUAAACUGAAAGAUGUCAAACUAAAGCCACCCUAUCACAACUUUAGUAAGGGUGAUCCGGUAGAUGACUUGUCCAACUGUUCCCGUAAACUAGAGCUACUGGCUGAGAAGCAAGCCAUUCGAGAGGAAGUGCCAAAAUUGUCCAACGCAUCAGACCAGUUUAAGCUACACGAUUAUCUGGAAAGCCAGCUCACUCCAGACAACGUCCGGAUCCGCGUAGAGAGAGAUGAAGGAAGCGAUGAAGAUGAGUUCCGCUUCGAUCACGAUCUCGAUAACGAAGGCCUACUCACCAGGGAUGAUAUCAAAAGACUAGGAAGAGAGUUACUGAACUCCAAGCUCAAGCCUAAGAGGAAGAAGGGAAGGAAGCAACGAAAUUAACA
This is a messenger RNA of Magallana angulata, 1813 nucleotides long. RefSeq names its product outer dynein arm-docking complex subunit 3-like. The transcript is spliced from 13 exons. Gene Ontology annotation, biological process: cilium movement; outer dynein arm assembly. Gene Ontology annotation, cellular component: cilium. NCBI's taxonomy places the organism in Eukaryota, Metazoa, Mollusca, Bivalvia, Ostreida, Ostreidae. Bases 186 to 1811 code for a protein of 541 amino acids. The record is from RefSeq and is a predicted model, not a curated record.